CGUUAGUCGGUGGGAUUAUUGUUAACAAGAUGGAGUUCUUGCUUGGAAAUCCAUACGGUACUCCGGUGGGACAGUGCAUUGAAAAAGCCACAGAUGGCUCCUUACAGAGUGAAGACUGGACUUUAAAUAUGGAGAUAUGUGACAUCAUCAAUGAAACAGAAGAUGGGCCUAAGGAUGCCAUAAGGGCUGUCAAAAAGAGACUUAAUGGGAAUAAGAAUUUUAGGGAGGUGAUGCUGACCUUGACUGUUCUUGAGACAUGUGUGAAGAACUGUGGUUAUCGCUUCCAUGCUCUCGUUGCCAGCCGGGACUUUAUUGAUGGAGUUCUGGUUAAGGUCAUUUCUCCUAAAAACAACCCCCCAGCCAUUGUACAGGACAAAGUACUUGCCCUUAUACAGGCUUGGGCUGAUGCUUUCAGGAGUAGGCCAGAUUUGACAGGUGUGGUCCAUGUCUAUGAGGAAAUGAAGAGAAAAGGCAUAGAGUUCCCAAGGUCAGACUUGGAGACCUUAUCACCUAUCCACACACCACAGCGGUUGCAGAGUUCCUCAGAGGGUGACCCCAAACCUAGUGCUCCAGCUCAGCCAAAACCUGCCCAUGCCUACUCUGCUCCUCCUGUCCACACCUCACCUCAGGUUCCCAACCUGCACAUGUCUGCAUCCAUCAACCCCACCCCAGAACAGAUUUCUAGGCUGCGCAGUGAGCUGGAUAUUGUGCGUGGGAACACCAAGGUGAUGUCUGAGAUGUUAACAGAAAUGGUACCAGGCCAAGAGGAUCCAUCUGACCAUGAACUUCUGCAGGAGCUAAACAGAACCUGCAGGGCCAUGCAGCAGAGGAUAGUAGAGCUCAUCUCCCGUGUGUCCAAUGAGGAGGUCACGGAGGAACUGCUCCAUGUCAAUGAUGAUCUCAACAAUAUAUUUUUGCGAUAUGAGAGAUAUGAGAGGUUCCGGUGUGGUCGAACUGUUCAUGGUGUCAAUAAUGGGGUCCUGAGUGAGGCCACAGACGACAACCUGAUUGACCUUGGGCCAGGCUCUCCUGCAGUGAUGAGCCCCAGGAUCAGUAGCACACCUCCCUCCAGCCUGCCAGCCUCAGUAGCCCCUACUCACUCUGCUUCACCUGCCACACUCGCAUCUCAGCUGGCAGGUCUGGAUAUAGGAGCUGACAGUGUCAGUGGCACCCUGAGUUCUCUAAGUCGCUGUCAGCCACUGUCAGAUGACUUUGACAUGUUUGCCCAGACGAGGACCGGCACCCUGGCUGACCAAAGGAAGAACCCACCUUUUGAAGACACACAGGCCGCAAGUGGAGCAGCUCCGAAUCUUGAGCUGAGACAGCAGAACUCUGGAGGGUUCGCUCUUGCUCAGUCCUCUGUCAUGGAUGACAUUGAGGAAUGGCUCUGUACUGAUGUGAAAGGAGAUGAAGGAGAAGAAGGUGUGACGAGCGAAGAAUUUGAUAAGUUUUUGGAGGAGAGGGCUAAAGCUGCCGAAAGGGUCCCUACACUUCCAGUGGUGCCGAGUGCAGAUCCAACCAGUUCAGCUGGCUCAGCUGUAAAUGCUGGGAAAAAAAUCUGAUCGAUCUGAAGACUCCCUGUUUGUAUUGUAGAUGGAUUUUGGGAGUAUUGGGUGUGUGUUCAGCCUCCUGUGUGUGGUAAGUAGGUGGUCUUGCAGACUCAGCGGCCCCCUGUCUUUCCUCUGCUUCCCGCAUUACUACACAAUCAACACUACGGCAGCUGCCUCCUAUGCAGUUUGUUUUCGCAGACUGGUUUUGUGAAAGGAUACUAAAGACAGACAUUUUCAUGAGCUUCAGACAUUCGUUUCUUUCAAAAAAAAACAACAUAUCACAUUUCAACUCUAUGAAUGUAAGAGAUCAUUGAUAUUUUGUUAAUGAAGCACAUGGCAGGAACUAACAAAAUUAAAAAAAAAACUGCGUUAUUUGCAUUGUUAACAAUACGAUCAUUUUAGCAACUCCUUUAAAUAUCAGAAAUGGCUAUUUUGUUUUGUAAUUCUGUGUGGGCCUAGAUUAUUUAAAUCGUUAUUCCAGAGCAGUGUUGUUCAGCUAGCUCCCGCUGAUGCGUCUCGGAAGUCUCCAGUUUGCAAGUGCUGCUAAUACAGAAAAAAAAGUAAUCUGAUCUUCAUUGAUUUUAGCUAUGGAUAUCUCUAGUGAGAUAAUGCACCUGAAGACCUCAGUAGCACACAAACCUUAUGGUUAAAGGAAAUUAGUCCAUUUCACUUGUUUCUUUUUUCUUAGAAAAAAAAUAUAUUAACUCGAAUAACAGUAAAUUCAGAUGUAUCUAAUAUAUUAUCUGUUAGGUCUAUUAAAUGAAAGUGAACCGAGGAAGGAUUAGUUAGGUUUUUAUAGUAUGUGUGAAUUGCAGUACGUGAACCAGGACACUGGUUCAUUUGAUUUGAUUUGGUCUACCUCACAAAGCAGUGAGAAAGGGAAAAGGAUGCACAAGUGAUGGUUAGGCUAAAGAUCUCUUCACUAUAGUGAUUGAUGAUAGAGUUCGGGGGGUUUUUUUCUUCUUUUUUUGUGCUGCCUCAGGAUAAUGUGUGUCAUUAAUUUAGAUGUGAAACCUAUUCGAGAAAUCACAAAGGGAUAGAGCGUUCAUAUGUUUAUUUAGUAUCAUUUGCACUGAAGCAGCGUCUUAGGCUGUGCAGAUGGAGCUUUUGUCCAAAUGCAAAUCUUAGCUGUGGUUCAUUGAAAUGUUGCCUGUUAUAUGAGACAUAUUCCAAGUAAAUAGAGUUCAAAGCUGACGGUGACUGCAAGGCAGGUUAAAUUGGAUUUUUCCCUCACACACCUACUGUAGAAGUGAUGUCAAGCUCAGUGCUGUUACUGGGAAAUGAAAAGGAUUUGACUUAAUGAACAGCAGUCAUAAGUAGCUAACAUGUACCUAUUUGGUAAAAAUUAAAAUUCUGUCAGUUGAAUAUGCUGUUUGAUACACGAGUGUUUUCGUGUGGCGUGACUCGCAGAUGUGUGCUGUUUUUAAUGGACCAAACUAUAUCUGAUUAUAGGUGUCCAGAAGAAUAGCUUGUAUCAGGGUUUCGUCCAUGGGGAAUUAAAAGAUGACCAGCUGUCUCAAAGUGCGUGAUGCGUCCCAGAAGUCAUGGCCAAACCAGACUCACAGAUCUGUACGCUGUUUGAGUACGAACGCUACAUUGUAACAUCAGAGAACGCUGCUCUGAGUGUCACCCAAAAAUAUGCAAGAAGGUCAGUCGUCUUCUACAAUCACCCCCUACCCCAAAUAAAAUGGCACAUCCAGUUGACAUGUAAAUCUGUAAUGAUUGACAGGUUACAGAAGUGUUUUGAACUCUAAAACACCUCGAUCAUAAAACACCCCACCACCCUCCCCUUAUCUCACAUUAGUGUCUCGUCUUUAGUUAUCUGCUUGCGAGAUGUGCUGACAUGGCAUUUUCUUGUCACAGUAAACGGAGAAUGUUUUGAGUUCAUUAAAAUAUAAAACAAAAUCUAUCAAUGUACGUUCGACUUAGCUGACAUUAGACAAGUACAGUAGUGUGCAAAAGUCUUAGGCACCCUAUUUUUUCAUACAAACUUUGUUAUACAGUGGUGCUUGAAAGUUUG
Molecule: messenger RNA, 3570 nt
Organism: Neoarius graeffei (lesser salmon catfish)
Lineage: Eukaryota; Metazoa; Chordata; Actinopteri; Siluriformes; Ariidae
Gene: tom1l2b
Product: target of myb1 like 2 membrane trafficking protein
Exons: 15
Coding region: 30-1562 (510 amino acids)
Biological process (GO): signal transduction
Cellular component (GO): membrane; endosome
Molecular function (GO): ubiquitin binding; clathrin binding; phosphatidylinositol binding
Source: RefSeq, a predicted model, not a curated record